CUACUAAUUACUUCGGUAAUAAAACUACAGCAAUUGUUUGCCUUCUUCAAUCCUAUGCGUUUAGGGCGGGAGAUAAAGGAUCUGCCUUUUUUUUCCCCCUUUUGCGCCGCUCACUCCUAUUUUUCACCUCGCUCGAUCUCUGCGAUUCCGAAGAGUGGUUUAGCGGGGUUGUUCUGAGACUCAAUCGGGGACUUGUUGGGAAGAAUGGGGUAUAUAGGGUCGCAUGGCAUAGCUGCGUUGCACAAGUACAAGUACAGUGGCGUGGAUCACUCGUACGUCGCCAAAUAUGUGCUCCAACCGUUCUGGAGUCGCUUCGUUAAUUUCUUCCCCCUUUGGAUGCCUCCAAACAUGAUAACACUUAUGGGAUUCAUAUUCCUAGUCAUUUCUGCUUUGCUUGGCUACAUUUAUUCACCUCGCUUGGAUUCAGCUCCUCCAAGAUGGGUUCAUUUUGCACAUGGAUUGCUACUUUUUCUCUACCAGACCUUUGAUGCUGUUGAUGGGAAACAAGCAAGACGGACAAAUUCCUCAAGUCCAUUAGGGGAGCUUUUCGACCAUGGAUGUGAUGCUCUUGCUUGUGCAUUUGAAGCCUUGGCUUUUGGGAGCACCGCUUUGUGUGGCAGAAGUACUUUCUGGUACUGGGUAAUUUCAGCUGUUCCAUUUUUUUGUGCAACAUGGGAACACUAUUUCACCAAUACCCUUAUUCUUCCAGCUAUCAAUGGUCCUACUGAGGGUCUCAUGCUGAUUUAUCUGUGCCAUUUCUUCACAGCCAUUGUUGGUGCUGAGUGGUGGGCUCAACAAUUUGGGAAGUCUAUACCCUUAUUAAGUUGGGUGCCAUUUCUUCAUGAAAUUCCCACAUACAGAGCUAUGAUGUUUCUGAUGAUAGUUUUUGCUGUUAUACCUACAGUCACAUUCAAUGUACGCAAUGUUUACAAGGUAGUUCAGGCAAGAAAAGGAAGCAUGCUGCUAGCAUUAGCGAUGCUUUACCCUUUUGCUGUGCUCUUGGGUGGAGUCCUUAUUUGGCACUAUUUGUCUCCGUCGGACAUAAUUGGGAACUAUCCACAUUUAGUUGUGUUGGGAACUGGACUUGCUUUUGGUUUCCUUGUGGGAAGGAUGAUCUUGGCUCACUUGUGUGAUGAACCAAAGGGCUUGAAAACUAAUAUGUGCAUGUCACUACUGUAUCUCCCUUUUGCUAUUGCAAAUGCACUCACAGCCAGACUGAAUGAUGGAGUUCCUUUAGUUGAUGAGAGGUUUGUUCUACUCUUUUACUGUCUAUUCUCAGCGGGACUCUAUUUGCACUUUGCUACAUCAGUCGUUCAUGAAAUUACAACUGCCUUGGGAAUAUAUUGCUUCAGGAUAACCAGGAAAGAAGCUUGAAUUUUGGUGGUGCUUACUUUCGGAUGUCCUUCCCAGUUUCAAGUCAAGAAUGAUGCAGCGACAACGAGUUUUUGGUUAUUCUUUUUUAAUAUAACAUUGAUGGCAUAGUUGUUAUUUGGUUUUAGUAUUGAAGGUCCAAUUUAAUCAUCCGUAUUUUUGUAAUAGAUUAUUUAUUUUCGGAAUAGAGUAGGCCAGUUCAGAUAUGUAAACUCGUUAAAUGUAAUACAAGAAUUAGAUAUUUGUAGCAUGUGAUGUGAGAGCAUGUGCAUGAGUUCGAGUCAAAAUGUUUUUUUGCUUUUUUUUCUCAUAGUAGAGAGAAAUUUGGAGGUCGAUAUACUUUCAAUUGGAUGCCGAUUAGUAGAUUAUGCUUUGAUUCGUGCUAA
This is a messenger RNA of Alnus glutinosa, 1757 nucleotides long. Its product is annotated as choline/ethanolaminephosphotransferase 1. Bases 205 to 1374 code for a protein of 389 amino acids. NCBI's taxonomy places the organism in Eukaryota, Viridiplantae, Streptophyta, Magnoliopsida, Fagales, Betulaceae. The transcript is spliced from 20 exons. Gene Ontology annotation, biological process: phospholipid biosynthetic process. Gene Ontology annotation, cellular component: membrane. The record is from RefSeq and is a predicted model, not a curated record. Gene Ontology annotation, molecular function: phosphotransferase activity, for other substituted phosphate groups.